This is a messenger RNA of Nematostella vectensis (starlet sea anemone), 1386 nucleotides long. RefSeq lists its product as uncharacterized. Gene Ontology annotation, cellular component: extracellular region. Gene Ontology annotation, molecular function: chitin binding. The transcript has 8 exons. The record is from RefSeq and is a predicted model, not a curated record. Lineage: Eukaryota; Metazoa; Cnidaria; Anthozoa; Actiniaria; Edwardsiidae. The coding region runs from base 106 to 1209 and encodes 367 amino acids.
GAUAGUUACAUUCUGAGGGUUUGUUCAGUUGUCCGGGUGUUUAGUCGUGCUAUCUCGGGUUCAAUCUUACACGCAUCUAGAGACUUACGGUGGAAAUCUACCAAAAUGGGUUCAUUGCUCUUGGGUCUUUUCUGUAUCUCGGUGCUGGAUUUAGCCUACAGCCAGACAACCCUGCGCCAAGUCGAGACGCUCUACAACCGCUAUUUCCACAGGGCGCAUGGAGAUGGAACAUACUACGGCAAGUACCCAACUGGCAAAGGCGCAUGUACCCUAGAUCCUCUAGCACCGCUGGCCAAUCAGCCAGGCUGGAUCAGGGUCGCGGCUGGAGCGCCUAAUUACCAGUCCUCCCUCGGCUGCGGGAUGUGCGUUGAGAUUGAUGGGAAGGGCGAGGGACUGGGACUAGACCCUAUCAAGGGCAGGAGGAAGGCUAUCAUACAUGAUCUGUGUGUUGGCUGCGUGGAGGAUGGUUCCAUGGACUUAUAUGUAAAGGGUGACGGACGAUGGAAGAUCAACCUUGUCGCUAUAGAUUGUCCUUCCCUGCCAGGACCAGCAGGGGAUAUCCAAUUCCGAUUCCAGGGCAGCAAUCCGUGGUACAUAAAGCUUCAAAUCAGGAAUACUGUCGUCCCCGCAGCAGGUGUGGAGGCGCUGGUUGGUGGAAGGUAUCACUGCCUCAAGCGAGUUAGCGACAACUUCUUCGUGGGCAUGGGACUCGGACAGUUCUACUUUCCGCUCCGUGUCCGGCUAACAUCCAUUUCCGGACAGCAAGUUGAGACGUUUGUGCCAGAAAUGAAGGAUGAUGUCUCGUUUCCGAGCGGUGUUCGAUUUGGUGGAAUUAAGGUUGGCGCGGGUCCAUCAAGCAUCGUGUGCUUUGGACAAGGAGAUAGAGCUCCGUACCCACCAGGAGGGAUGGCACCAGGUCUUGCCCCGACAAGCGGUGGAAUAAACACACCUUUUCCUACCCAACCUCCACCAGAACCGACAACGGUACCACCCCCUAACCCGACCACGAUCUCACAAGGAUCCGGGGGAACAGUUGGCGAUGGGUUUUGCGCUGGAAAGACGAGCGGUGUUCCCCUGGCUGACCCCUCGGACUGUCACGGAUUUAUUAUUUGUUCACUAGGCAAAGUAAACAAGUUCACAUGUGGACCCGUGCUCAAGUUCAACCCUAAGGCCAACGGCUGCGAUUUUCCCCAAAAUGUACAGUGUUAGUGAGACCAUAAGGCGAGCUAUUGUGAGAAAUGCGUUAGAUUUGUUCUUGUACGGAACGGAGGCUUGCCGUAACGUUACAGAAAUAGCUAGAUCUUAACCUUUCCUUUCUGAAGGGUAUCAUUGGUCCGUGUAAUGGAAUAUAACCUUGAAGAAAUAAAAUAAAAAAAUUACAGGGUA